Molecule: messenger RNA, 1337 nt
Organism: Trifolium pratense (red clover)
Lineage: Eukaryota; Viridiplantae; Streptophyta; Magnoliopsida; Fabales; Fabaceae
Product: high mobility group B protein 15-like
Exons: 6
Coding region: 1-1314 (437 amino acids)
Molecular function (GO): DNA binding
Source: RefSeq, a predicted model, not a curated record
AUGGCAUCAACAUGUUUUGUCAACAAGAAUGAAUUUCCUAUGAAAGUGGUAGCUCCCAUCUCUCAUUUGUAUCCUGAACCUCUUGCAAAAUAUGACGAUGUUGUGGCAAAUCCCAAGCUCUUCAUGCUUACAUUGGAGAAACUUCAUGCUUCUAUGGGAACCAAGUUCAUGAUUCCGAUUAUUGGAGGAAAGGAACUAGAUUUGUGUCGACUAUUCGUUGAAGUGACUUCUCGUGGAGGGAUUGAGAAGCUUAUGAAAGAGAGAAGAUGGAAGGAAGUAACAGCAACUUUCAAUUUUCCAUCAACAGCGACAAAUGCUUCAUUUGUGCUUAGAAAAUAUUAUGCUUCAUUACUUUAUCACUAUGAACAAAUAUACUAUUUUAGAGUCAAUCGAUGGACGCCUGCAUCUUAUGAUGUUUGGCAAAAUCAACCAACCAUGUCAACUUCUGCUUCAAUUGCACAAUUUUUGCAGCCUUCUUCGGCAACACAACCAAUUGACUUUCAAAAGUCAAUGAUUCGUGCUUCUGAAUUGCCUCAAGUGUCUUUUUCAAGACCUUCACUUGUUGGAGUUAUUGAUGGAAAAUUUGAAAAUGGAUAUUUAAUUUCAGUUUCAUUAGGUUCAGAGACACUUAAAGGUGUACUAUAUGAGUCUCCACAGUACAUUAUGAUUAAUAAUAACAAUAUUGCUUCUGCUGCAUUGGGGGUCCAACGCCGCCGUCGCAGAAGGAAGAAGUCAGAAAUAAAAAGGAGAGAUCCUGCUCAUCCAAAACCCAACAAAAGUGGUUACAAUUUUUUCUUUGCUGAGCAACAUGCAAGACUAAAGCUACUAAACCAAACCAUGGACAAAGAUAUUAGUAGAAUGAUUGGUGAACUAUGGAACAACUUAAAAGAGUCUGAAAAAACAGUUUAUCAAGAAAAAGCCAUUAAGGAUAAAGAGAGGUACCAAGCAGAAAUGGAAGAUUAUCGCGAAAGAUUGAAAACAUGUACUACAAUUGACGACACAGUGCCUCUCCAACAACGGUUUCCGGAAGCAAAUUCAGCUUUGGUGGAUGUUGACAUGAAAAUGUUUGAUUCAUUUCAAACUCCUGAGGAGAGUUUUUCUAGUGGAAGUGAUUAUGUUGUAGAUGAUGUCAACAUGGAUGCUUCCUCAAGUGGAGCAAAAGUUGACUCUGAAACUUUUAUGCAUUCAGAAAAACCAACUAAGGAAGGAGUUAUUGAACUUCUUAGCCAUUGUGAGGUGGAAAAAAAGGAUGCCGGAGGAUUUCAACAUACUCAAAAGAAGAGCGAGGGUCAAAACAUGUUAACCUUACUUUAAUGCAAAGAGCAUGUCAAAGUAGA